Molecule: messenger RNA, 887 nt
Organism: Pungitius pungitius (ninespine stickleback)
Lineage: Eukaryota; Metazoa; Chordata; Actinopteri; Perciformes; Gasterosteidae
Product: testis-expressed protein 12-like
Exons: 5
Coding region: 267-695 (142 amino acids)
Source: RefSeq, a predicted model, not a curated record
UUUUGUAUUACAAGAAUAUAAGAGUAAGGUAAAAUGAAGGGCAUGAGUAUGUAAAUAAUAGAUAUUAUUAUAGAAUAUCCAUUGUGUAGUCUCAGUGUUAUCCUGAUAUCAACCCGUCUCAGUUUAGUCCUGAUCAUCUAUAGAGCGACUCCACCAGAGAGAAGAUGUUCUAUUUCUAUAGAGUUCUUCUUAUGGCUCAUGGGACCGGGUCAGGUUCUGGUGAAAUCAGAUGACAUCAUGCAGGGAGGCCAAAGUCAGGGUAUUUGAUGAACAAAAAACGUUACGUCACCAUAAAAGAAGCAGUGCACAUGGCCGAAAAAAUGAUCCCUCCGAUAUCAAACAAGAGGCCAUUGAACAAUAAUAAAGGCUCCAAACAGACAGAGAAAGAGACUGAGCAGACACCUGCCAAUCAAGACAAAUCUCCACCAAAGAAGAAGAAGCCUCCUUCGUCAUCAUCCACUCUGGAGUCAGCCGGUUUAUUCGAGGCGACAACUGCAGGUGCGAGUAAAGACAUCACGAUGCUGCUGUCAACAUUUUCUGAAGUGUUAAGCGAGCGGGCGGCGGGCGACGCCUCCCAGAUGAAGGAGCUGCAGGGCAUCCUGACCGAAGCCCAGAAGCUCGAGUCCUAUCUGAGGGAGAAGAAGAAGCGCCUGAGGCAGACGCUGGCUCUGAUUUCUGACAAACUGCAGGGCUGAGUCUGCUGCUUGGACGGUUACCUAGCAACACAGUUUGUGAAUAACGUAUUUAUUGUUUAUCGUUCAGCUUAUGUCAUAGUCAUAUCGAUUGAUAAGUGACACAAAUAUGUGUAAGCUGUUAUGACUCUUGAUGAGAAAAGUGUACAUUUUGUGGUUACUUCUGAAAGAAUACUAAAAAUAAAAUGUUUGUAA